Molecule: messenger RNA, 2349 nt
Organism: Ornithodoros turicata
Lineage: Eukaryota; Metazoa; Arthropoda; Arachnida; Ixodida; Argasidae
Gene: Hsc70-3
Product: endoplasmic reticulum chaperone BiP
Exons: 4
Coding region: 168-2135 (655 amino acids)
Biological process (GO): endoplasmic reticulum unfolded protein response
Cellular component (GO): endoplasmic reticulum chaperone complex; nucleus; endoplasmic reticulum lumen
Molecular function (GO): ATP-dependent protein folding chaperone; ATP binding
Source: RefSeq, a predicted model, not a curated record
CCUUAUAGCACAUGCGGUGUCAUUUCUGUGUUGUCUGAUUCACGAGCGGAUAGACUGAACUUGGUAGUUUUAACUGAGCGAACUAAAGUAAAUUUCUGCGGCGUUCCUCAGGUGUACUACGAGGGAGUAUCAUCUUGUGAUCGAGCCUGUUUUGCGAAGCAUUUGCGAUGCAGCGGGUACUACGGUGCUUGACGGUAGCACUUUUCGCCGUCGUCAUUGCCAGUGCGAAGAAGGAGUCAGAUUCGAAGGACAAGGACAAUGUAGGCACUGUAAUCGGUAUCGACUUGGGCACGACGUACUCUUGUGUGGGUGUUUUUAAGAACGGCCGUGUAGAAAUCAUCGCCAACGACCAAGGCAACCGAAUCACUCCAUCUUACGUGGCAUUCACCGCCGAGGGCGAGCGUCUCAUCGGUGAUGCUGCGAAGAACCAGCUGACUAGCAACCCUGAAAACACCGUCUUUGAUGCCAAGCGUCUGAUUGGACGAGAAUGGAGCGACCCCUCGGUGCAGCACGACAUCAAAUACUUCCCGUUCACGGUAUCCGACAAGAACAGCAAGCCCCACAUCCAGGUCCAGACCGGACAGGGCAACAAGCUCUUUGCUCCAGAGGAGAUCUCCGCCAUGGUUCUCACGAAGAUGAAGGAAACUGCGGAGUCGUACUUGGGCAAGAAGGUGACCCACGCGGUGGUGACUGUGCCGGCCUACUUCAACGAUGCUCAGCGCCAAGCUACCAAGGAUGCUGGAGUGAUUGCCGGACUCAACGUCAUGAGGAUCAUCAACGAACCGACGGCAGCCGCCAUUGCGUACGGGUUGGACAAGAAGGAAGGCGAAAAGAACAUCCUGGUCUUUGAUUUGGGAGGAGGAACCUUUGAUGUGUCCCUCUUGACGAUUGACAACGGAGUCUUCGAGGUGGUCUCUACCAACGGUGACACUCAUCUUGGUGGUGAAGACUUUGACCAGCGUGUCAUGGAGCACUUCAUCAAGCUGUACAAGAAGAAAACCGGAAAAGAUGUCCGCAAGGACAACCGUGCCGUGCAGAAGCUCCGCAGGGAGGUUGAGAAGGCCAAGAGAACUCUGUCCUCUGCUCACCAGGCCCGCAUUGAGAUUGAGUCCUUCUUUGAGGGCGAGGACUUCAGUGAGACCCUCACCCGUGCAAAGUUCGAAGAACUGAACAUGGACCUGUUCCGCUCCACCCUGAAGCCCGUCCAGAAGGUCCUGGAAGAUGCGGACCUCCAGAAGAAGGACAUCGACGAAAUCGUCCUCGUCGGUGGCUCAACCAGGAUCCCCAAGGUCCAGCAGCUGGUGAAGGAGUUCUUCAACGGCAAGGAGCCCACCCGCGGCAUCAACCCCGACGAGGCUGUUGCCUACGGUGCUGCCGUACAAGCCGGAGUUCUCGGUGGUGAAGAAGAUACAGGUGACCUCGUCCUCCUGGAUGUCAACCCCCUCACCCUUGGUAUCGAGACAGUUGGUGGUGUGAUGACCAAGUUGAUUCCACGAAACACCGUCAUCCCGACCAAGAAGAGUCAGAUCUUCUCCACGGCAUCCGACGACCAGCACACCGUCACCAUCCAGGUGUUCGAAGGUGAACGUCCCCUGACGAAGGACAACCACCAGCUCGGCAAGUUCGACCUGAAGGGCAUCCCUCCGGCUCCGCGAGGCGUUCCGCAGAUCGAGGUGACCUUUGAAAUCGACGUCAACGGUAUUCUGAAGGUGAGCGCCGAAGACAAGGGAACGGGCAACAAGGAGAAGAUCACGAUCACCAACGAUCACAACCGUCUGACGCCCGAAGACAUCGAGAACAUGAUCAAGGAUGCGGAGAAGUUCGCGGAUGAAGACAAGAAGGUGAAGGAGAAGGUGGAGUCUCGUAACGAGCUCGAGUCGUACGCCUACUCUCUCAAGAACCAGAUCGGAGACAAGGAGAAGCUGGGAGCCAAGUUGAGCGCCGACGAGAAGAAGAAAAUCGAGGAGGCCGUUGAUGAGAAGAUCAAGUGGCUGGAGAAGAAUGCUGAGGCAGACUCUGAGGAGUUCAAGGCUCAAAAGAAAGAGCUGGAAGAAGUGGUCCAGCCCAUCAUCGCCAAGCUGUACGCUGGCGGAGCGCCUCCGCCAACGGGAGAGGAGACGAAAGACGAGUUGUAAUGUGCGUGCAAGGCUUAGAGACUUUCAUGAAAUGGUGGAACACUUCAAGAGGAAACUUUCACGGUCGUCAUCAUCCAUCUCAUCCCAUGCAGUGUUUCCACGAACUCUUGUCCCGACCAGGGACCUUUCCAUGUACAAAGGCAAAUUUUUCUUGUCUAGGUUAUUUAAGUUUGUUCUGGGGGUGUCAUGGGGGUAAUAAAAUGUGUUUGCUGUA